Molecule: messenger RNA, 417 nt
Organism: Didymodactylos carnosus
Lineage: Eukaryota; Metazoa; Rotifera; Eurotatoria; Philodinida; Philodinidae
Source: the annotation of a GenBank genome assembly
AUGACGUCAACCGAUGACAAACCGCUCGUCAAUCCUUACUCAUUAUUAUAUGGAGCGUCAAAAAUGUUUGAUUUAUCGGUAUUUCUUGAUACAAACAAAAAUGGUAAAGAUCAAACAUUAACACAAUUUGCCGAUAUAAUUAGUACAAUUGAAGAAGACUGUCAGGCAAAAGAAGGUCAUGUUCGUAGGAUAAUAAAAAGUUGUGCAAAUCCAUUAGAUUAUCAAACAUUAAUGCAUGAAGUGGAUCAUAUGAAAAUUAAAAUAAUGGUAUUACAUGGUGAAUUUGAAACUUUAAAAAAUCAUCUAAAUGAAUAUUGGAAGACGGGUCAAUUUCCUACACAUAAUCAUAAUCAUCAUCAAGAACAACGUUUACCACGUUUUAUUGAUCACAGUGGUAUACAUUGUGCUAUUGGUUAG